UGCAGGAACAACCAGUAUAUCCAGUUUGCUCUCUGAGGAGAUGUGAUGACAUAUCAGACUCAAGGUACUUCAUUCUAGAGCCAGGAUCUGCUGCGUCCGGACUCAAAACUCAACUAUCAACCACAAAAAAGACUUUGUCAUGGAAAAAAUCGUGAUCCGCCAGCCUCACCAAGACCCAGUGGAUGUCCCAAACUCUCAUGAGUGGGGGAGCGGCAUCUGUAACUGCACGGAAGACAUGAAAUCAUGCUGUCUUGGCUUCUGGUGCUGCCCCUGCUUUGCCUGCAUGACUUCCAAAGAGCAUGGCGAGUGUCUCUGUCUCCCCCUGCUGGAGUUCUUUAGAGCUUGGUUGUCGCCCAUCACCAUGUCCAUGAGGACCAGCGUGAGAGAGCGCUACAACAUCGAGGGCUCCGUUGCGAUGGACUGUGUGUGCGCCACCUUCUGCACGCCCUGCGUUUGGUGUCAAAUAUCCAGAGAGAUGCAGAGAAGGAAGCGCGACGUCGUCUUGGUUAACGCAAAAACCGUAUGAGCUCAUUCUGACCGUCGGAGCUUCCAUGUUUAAACGAUGUGUAGAGAACUAGAAUAUACUAAUGUGCAAAAACUGAAUUGUGAAGAUAUGUUGAUUUAUGACACAGUGAAGAGUGAAGGAAUCUAGUUUUAUAUAUUUAAUGUCCGAAAACUUUUGCCUUUUUUUUUUUUUUUUACCUGGAUUUGUGUUUAAACUUUGUCUUGAUACAACCAGGGUCUGAAAAUUGUACAAUACUUACGGAUGACUUGUAAUUAUUCAGUUUAAAUGUGAAUUUUGUUCUGUUAUUCGUUUUGUUGGAAGUUAGGAAGAUACAAUAAAGGAAACUCAUGCAUCCAAAUGUCUA
Messenger RNA from Xiphophorus couchianus (Monterrey platyfish), 869 nucleotides. RefSeq names its product cornifelin homolog B-like. The record is from RefSeq and is a predicted model, not a curated record. NCBI's taxonomy places the organism in Eukaryota, Metazoa, Chordata, Actinopteri, Cyprinodontiformes, Poeciliidae. The transcript has 4 exons. Bases 140 to 526 code for a protein of 128 amino acids.